Messenger RNA from Alternaria arborescens, 2067 nucleotides. RefSeq lists its product as hypothetical. The transcript is spliced from 2 exons. The coding region runs from base 1 to 2067 and encodes 688 amino acids. The record is from RefSeq and is a predicted model, not a curated record. Gene Ontology annotation, biological process: protein phosphorylation. NCBI's taxonomy places the organism in Eukaryota, Fungi, Ascomycota, Dothideomycetes, Pleosporales, Pleosporaceae. Gene Ontology annotation, molecular function: ATP binding; protein kinase activity.
AUGUCGCUGAUUCCCUACGCCCCAGCCGAGUCGCGCGAGAUUGUACUUCGCCAUGGUUCCGCCGUCGUCGUCUACGACCAGCGCUCGAAACAACUCUCCCUCCGCGAUGCCUCCCACGCGACCGACAUUGGCUCCACGUCAUGCCCUUACUGCCACCGACCCUACCGCGAACCGUCGCCGCAUUCGGAACACGACAGCGAAGAGCCAGAGCAUGCCGUGCCAGGCAUCCCCGCGGAAAAUGGCUUCGUCAAUCCCGCCUACUUCCAAAUGCUGCGCCGGAGCCAGCCAGGCUCAACAGAGCCGUCGCGACCCUCUUCACCACACAAACAACUGGCGCCGGCACCCAUGCGCAUGAGCAGCUUCCAAGCACCAGAAGGAACCGAGUUUGUGGGGAGCACACCGGUGCAGCCUGCUAGGAGCCAGGGCAUCUCCGCUCGGGCCUUUAGUCCAAACUAUUUCAAAGACUUCUUUGUAGAAGAGCGGGAGCUGGGCAGGGGCGGCAAGGGCGUGGUUCUACUGGUGCAGCAUGUUCUCGAUGGCGUACAUCUGGGCAAGUUCGCAUGCAAGCGCGUGCCGGUGGGCGACGACCAUGAAUGGCUAGAGAAGGUGUUGAUAGAAGUGCAACUACUCCAGACCUUGUCCCACCAGAACCUAGUGUCCUACCGCCACGUGUGGUUAGAAGACUUCCAGAUAUCCAGCUUCGGACCGAGCGUGCCUUGCGCUUUCAUACUGCAACAGUACUGCAACGGCGGCGAUCUCCAUAGCUAUAUCCUCGACUCGGCCAAAACUUCCAUCACAAAGGAGCAGAUGAAGGAGCGACUGCGGCGGAGGUCCAAGGGUCAGUUGGAGGAUCCAGAGGAUGUGCAUGGUCCGCGUCGCAUGCACUUUGAAGAGAUUAUUUCCUUCUUCAAAGACAUUACGUCUGGACUGAGCCACCUGCACGCCAACGGCUAUAUCCACCGGGACCUGAAACCCAGUAAUUGUCUGCUCCAUCGAACUGGCCGCAAAGUCAAAGUCCUAGUCAGCGACUUUGGAGAAGUACAGUCAGCAUCCGGAACCAGGAAUUCUACGGGAGCGACUGGAACGAUUUCGUAUUGCGCGCCAGAAGUGCUGAGGCAAGAGAGACCGGGUGGUGCGUUUGGCAACUUUACCACGAAGAGUGAUAUCUUUUCGCUUGGCAUGAUUGUCUACUUUAUGUGUUUUGCGCGACUUCCGUAUCGGAAUGCGGAUGGUGUGGAUGAGGACAACGAGGAUCUAGACCAGUUGCGUGCUGAGAUAUCGACUUGGGCGGGCAUCGACGACGAACAACGCGUUCGAUCGGAUUUGCCUGAGAAGUUGUACAGGAGUCUGAAGAGGCUUCUUGCUAUCAACCCUGACGAACGGCCUGGCGCAGAAGAGAUUUUACACGUACUAAAGUCGCCUCUAGUUUUCGACGAGUACAAUGCAUCCACAUACCCCGCUCCAUCUGGUCUGGACGAGUUCAGUCCGCGGAUCUCAAGAGCUGACACACCCAGCCCAUCGCCAACCCAGGGCAACAAGAAGAGCAGGGGGGUAAAUUACACACGGCCAGGACGAUCCCAUCUUAGUGCUACCGUCGUGGAUCGGUCACCUAGUCCGCCGCGUCCAGAGUUCAUGAGGAGACAGUCAUCAGAAGAUGGAGCCGUCAUUCUGAGGAGAGGAAGCAAGUUGGACUUUCCACCACCGCAGCCUUCUGGAGGGAGAGCGUCGAGUCCGCAACGGUUGAUGUUACCUCCACCACUACCACCCACGACAUCAGCAAGGUUCUACAGACAUGUCAAGGAUCCUGCGGCUGUCAAUGCGGCCAAGAUUGUGCUGUUUUGCGCAAAGGCUUACAGCCUGCUUUCUCCUUGUCAGCCUUUUGCAGCAGAUGCGCGAGUACUGUACCCGUUACUUUGCAUGGCGUCACUCGACUUCUUCCGUGUUGGCGGGUUGGGUGGGUUGGGCCGCUCGGUUCUGCUUUUGUGCGCGCAUUUGGUGGUGGUGGGUGUGACUUGGAGAGUGGAUAGGCUGUGUGCUGGGACGAGUGUGGCUUGGGAUGGAAUGUAG